This is a messenger RNA of Cygnus olor (mute swan), 4425 nucleotides long. RefSeq names its product solute carrier family 12 member 7. The record is from RefSeq and is a predicted model, not a curated record. NCBI's taxonomy places the organism in Eukaryota, Metazoa, Chordata, Aves, Anseriformes, Anatidae. Bases 149 to 3565 code for a protein of 1138 amino acids. Gene Ontology annotation, molecular function: potassium:chloride symporter activity. Gene Ontology annotation, biological process: cell volume homeostasis; potassium ion import across plasma membrane; chloride transmembrane transport. Gene Ontology annotation, cellular component: membrane. The transcript has 26 exons.
UGGCUUGGUGUCGGCCACUUCCCUCCCGCUGCGUGAGGAAAUGGCUCUCACGUGAGGGAGGCGGUAUCGCUCGCCUCACCCUGCCCGCUACCUUGGGGGGGGAGGUGCCAGUGUGUUCCGGGAGCUGCGCUCGGGUCGGUGGCGUGCGAUGCCGACCAACUUCACUGUGGUGCCGGUAGAGGCGCAGGGCGAGGAGCGGGACCCGGCGGAGCGGGAUGCGCAGCGGCAGGAGGAGGAAGAGGACAACAGGGACCGGGGCCCCAGUGAGAGAGAGGAGCGGGGUGGCGCCGGGUGUUUGUCAGGGGAUGGGAUUGCCAGGGAAAGUAGUCCAUUUAUUAGCAGUGCAGAGAUGGACAGAGGAAAUAUGUAUGAAGGAAAGAAUAUGGCGCUCUUUGAGGAGGAAAUGGAUAGCAAUCCCAUGGUGUCAUCUCUUCUUAAUAAACUAGCAAACUAUACGAAUCUGACUCAAGGUGUGGUGGAACAUGAAGCAGAUGAAGACACCAAGCGAAAAGAAGUCAAGGUUCCACGAAUGGGCACUUUUAUUGGUGUGUAUCUGCCCUGCUUGCAAAACAUCUUAGGAGUCAUUCUGUUCCUACGUUUGACAUGGAUUGUAGGAACAGCUGGAGUUCUCGAGUCUUUCAUCAUCGUGUUCAUGUGUUGUGCUUGUACUAUGCUAACUGCAAUUUCAAUGAGUGCAAUAGCAACAAAUGGUGUUGUUCCAGCUGGAGGUUCUUACUACAUGAUUUCAAGAUCCUUAGGACCAGAGUUUGGUGGAGCAGUGGGACUUUGUUUCUACUUGGGUACAACCUUUGCAGGAGCAAUGUACAUUCUUGGUACCAUUGAAAUUUUAUUGACUUACAUUUCUCCAAGUGCUGCUAUAUUUAAAGCAGAAGACGGUGGUGAAGAAACAGAGGCUAUGCUGAAUAACAUGAGAGUUUAUGGAACAUGUAUUAUCAUUCUGAUGGCUGUGGUAGUUUUUGUGGGAGUCAAGUAUGUUAACAAACUUGCACUGGUCUUCCUUGCCUGUGUGAUUUUAUCCAUCAUUGCCAUAUAUGCCGGAGUUAUUAAGACUGCUUUUGACCCACCUGACUUUCCCAUCUGUCUUCUUGGAAACCGUACGUUGUCAAAACGCAGCUUUGAUGUCUGUGCCAAAUUUACUGAAAGCAAUAAUGAAACAAAGACUACAACCUUGUGGCGCCUCUUCUGCAAUAGCUCUUUACAUAAUGCUACGUGUGAUGACUACUUUAGUCUCAAUAAUGUAACAGAAAUUCAAGGGAUUCCGGGAAUAAUGAGUGGAGUUCUAAUUGAUAAUCUGUGGAGUGCCUAUUCAGAAAAAGGAUCAAUAGUUGAGAAAAAAGAUCAGUCAUCAGUUUCUGGUUCAGAAGACAUGAAAAUUGGUGGACGCCCUUAUGUUUUUACAGACAUCAUGACCUACUUCACAAUGCUUGUAGGGAUUUAUUUCCCAUCUGUAACAGGUAUUAUGGCAGGUUCAAACAGAUCUGGCGAUCUUAAGGAUGCUCAGAAAUCUAUUCCUACUGGAACAAUUUUAGCUAUUUCAACUACUUCUUUUAUUUAUCUCUCUUGCAUAGUGCUGUUUGGUGCUUGUAUAGAAGGUGUGAUAUUAAGAGAUAAGUUUGGAGAAGCAGUUAAUGGAAAUCUAGUGGUUGGUACACUGGCCUGGCCUUCUCCAUGGGUUAUUGUGAUUGGUUCAUUCUUUUCAACAUGUGGUGCUGGUCUACAGAGUCUCACUGGUGCACCCCGUCUGUUGCAGGCCAUUGCAAGAGAUGGCAUUGUACCAUUUAUCCAAGUAUUUGGUCAUGGAAAAGCAAAUGGAGAACCAACGUGGGCUCUGCUCCUCACUGCUGGUAUUUGUGAAAUAGGAAUUCUGAUAGCCUCUUUGGACAGUGUAGCACCAAUUCUUUCAAUGUUUUUCCUGAUGUGCUAUAUGUUUGUAAAUCUGGCUUGUGCAGUUCAGACGCUUUUACGGACUCCCAACUGGAGACCUCGUUUCAAGUAUUACCAUUGGACUCUUUCAUUCCUGGGGAUGAGUUUAUGUCUUGCCUUGAUGUUCAUUUGCUCCUGGUACUAUGCUUUGAUUGCCAUGUUAAUUGCAGGAUGUAUAUACAAGUAUAUAGAAUAUAGAGGAGCAGAAAAAGAGUGGGGUGAUGGAAUACGCGGACUGUCUUUGAAUGCAGCUCGUUAUGCUUUGCUUCGUGUUGAAGAUGGUCCUCCUCACACCAAGAACUGGAGACCUCAGCUUUUGGUCUUGUUAAAUUUGGAUUGUGAACAGUUGGUGAAACAUCCAAGAUUGCUUUCUUUCACCUCCCAGUUGAAGGCUGGUAAAGGGCUGACUAUUGUGGGAUCUGUGCUUCAAGGAACCUAUUUGGAUAAAUGUACAGAAACUCAGAAAGCUGAAGAGAAUGUUAAGGCCUUAAUGGGAGUAGAAAAGACCAAAGGAUUUUGCCAGAUUGUGGUAUCUCCUAGUUUCAGAGAUGGAAUAUCACAUUUGAUUCAGUCAGCUGGUCUAGGAGGAAUGAAACACAACACAGUCUUGAUGGCAUGGCCACAGUCAUGGAAGCGGACAGAAAAUCAUUUCUCUUGGAAAAAUUUUGUUGACACUGUACGAGAAACAACAGCAGCUCAGCAGGCUUUAUUGGUGGCUAAGAACAUUGAUUUGUUUCCAACAAAUCAAGAACGUUUUACUGAAGGAAACAUAGAUGUGUGGUGGAUUGUUCAUGAUGGUGGUAUGCUGAUGUUACUGCCUUUUCUCCUUCGACAGCACAAGGUUUGGAGAAAAUGUAAAAUGCGUAUCUUCACUGUUGCUCAAAUGGAUGAUAAUAGCAUUCAAAUGAAGAAGGAUCUUCAGAUGUUCUUGUACCAUCUUCGCCUGAAUGCUGAAGUGGAAGUUGUUGAAAUGUUUGAAAAUGACAUUUCUGCAUUUACGUAUGAAAAGACACUUAUGAUGGAACAGCGAUCCCAGAUGCUAAAACAGAUGCAACUAUCAAAGAAUGAAAGGGAAAGAGAGAUUCAGAGCAUCACUGAUGAGUCUCGAGGCUCAAUCAGAAGAAAAAGCUACUCUAGUCUACAGUCCAUUGGCCAAGAUGUACAGGCACUGAUGACUAAUGACUAUGGAGAGGAGGAGGCUCAACUGAUCCAUGACAGAAACACAGCCUCGCACUCAACUCCAGCUGUCAAAGCAAGUGUGGCUGCUUCUGUGCCAGAAAAAGUGCAAAUGACCUGGACCAAAGAAAAGUUUGUAGCUGAAAAGCAUAAAAACAAAGACACAAAUGUGUCUGGUUUUAAAGAUAUUUUCAACAUGAAGCCAGAAUGGGGAAAUCUGAAUCAGUCGAAUGUAAGAAGAAUGCACACUGCUGUGAAGCUCAAUGGAGUGGUGCUUAAUAAAUCACAACAUGCUCAACUAGUUCUCCUGAAUAUGCCUGGACCUCCUAAAAACAGAAAAGGGGAUGAAAACUACAUGGAGUUUUUGGAAGUACUGACAGAAGGUCUGGACAGAGUUCUCCUAGUCCGAGGCAGUGGACGUGAAGUGAUCACCAUUUAUUCUUAACCUGUUUUUUUGUUUUGUUUUGUGAUUCUUGGGGCAGGGGGCAAAAUGUGCAACAUUAUUUGAUGUAAUUGGAGCAACUUCAUUAAGAGCUCUAGCACAUUGAAAACAAUCUGCAAACUGAAUCUUCUGGUGAGGUGUUCUGUUUUUUUCUACUAAAAUGUUAUAUUUAAAUUAUAUUUUCAAAAGAUAUAUGUUGAAAAUAUUUCUGUAGUGGAUUAAUAAAUGCUGCAUGGAUUAGGAUAUUUAUAUAUAGCAUAUUCUGAUACGUGUUAAUCUGUGGUGAAACAAAAAAAAGAAAUGGUAAUGCUAUUUUAUUUUUAAACAUUACAGAAAUGUAAGCAACUUUUGUUGUUCUUAGUCUCUGCUCUGCUUCUAAAUAAAAUGGAGAAGUUGGCUUCCUCACUUACAAAGAUGCUGCUACGUUGCUCCUGUUGGGAUUAGUUCAGGAAACUUAAUUCAGAAAUGUGUUUAAAAAACACUCAAAUUAGGAUGCUGUUAGGUAUUUUAAAGCAUCUCCCUGAGGUUCAUGAUUUGCCACGCUUGCUCUAAAUAGUAUUUUUCUAUUCUAUUUCAGGAAAGGUAUGUAUACUUCAAAAGUCUUCAGGUGACAGUAAUAGUAAAUUGUGCAAUUUUUUUUCAUGAGCUACACUAUACUGCAUAAUUAUACCAAACAGUCCAAUUCAUAGGAAGUCUAUGAUGCAGUAUCGCCCGCCACUUGCUGGAAACAAACUUACAGCUAUUAGUAAACCACAGCAAACUGAUCAAUGACUUGUAUGUAGUCUCUUGUUUUCAAAUCUGUGUAUUUUGAGAAAUGCUGUAUGUACACACUGCUGUGAAAAUAAAAUCUGCUUUUCAGGAAA